AUGGCCGCCAAGCCCACAGUGCCGGUUGCUCUGUCUUCCGAGUCAAUUGACGACCUCAUCUACGAUGCCCGAGCUGGUGACCUCGAGGCUCUGAACGCCGACAUUGCGGCUCUUGCUACGCAGCACAACUGUCCCGAGUGGCAAAUUGUAGCUUCGGCCAUUGAUCUCGAGGAGGAGAGCGAGGGCGGUUCCGGAUCUUGCGUGCUGCAUUUCCCCGCUGCUAAUGGAAGCGCUGAAAUCCUCAACUCUCUCCUGCAAAAGUUGGCUGCUGCGGAUGUGGAGCAGCGCACGGCUCUCCUUAACCACUGCAACUACUCUGGUAACACCCCUCUGCACUGGGCUGCGUUGAACACACACUUGGAGUGUGUUAAGGCCCUUGUUGAGGCUGGUGCGGAUGUUGCUAUUAAGAACGGUGCUGGACAUGAUGCUGUCUUCCUUGCUGAGCGGGCUGCCUGGUCUGCCUCUGCGGAGGAAGUCAAGGAGGAUGAAGAGGGUAACCAGGAGAUCGAGAUGACUAUCGGCGAGAGUGAAGAAGGUGCCGGUGGUGAGGACCAGGGUCCUGGUGAGAUGUCUGCGGGCAGACAAGUUGUUGAGUGGCUGUUGAGCUCCGAGAAGGCGGGAAGCUUGGAGAGUGGUGCUAAUGAGGGUAGUGCCUCGGCUUAA
This is a messenger RNA of Penicillium malachiteum, 663 nucleotides long. RefSeq names its product ankyrin repeat domain-containing protein. Gene Ontology annotation, molecular function: protein binding. Lineage: Eukaryota; Fungi; Ascomycota; Eurotiomycetes; Eurotiales; Aspergillaceae. The record is from RefSeq and is a predicted model, not a curated record. The transcript is spliced from 2 exons. Bases 1 to 663 code for a protein of 220 amino acids.